Molecule: messenger RNA, 813 nt
Organism: Alternaria ventricosa
Lineage: Eukaryota; Fungi; Ascomycota; Dothideomycetes; Pleosporales; Pleosporaceae
Exons: 2
Coding region: 1-813 (270 amino acids)
Biological process (GO): mitotic cytokinesis; actomyosin structure organization
Cellular component (GO): cytoplasm; myosin II complex
Molecular function (GO): myosin heavy chain binding; cytoskeletal motor regulator activity; calcium ion binding
Source: RefSeq, a predicted model, not a curated record
AUGACGUUUGAGGCCGCUGGGAGGGACGACGCACCACCGCCUCUGUUCAGUAGGAAGAAGUCACCGCCUGUUGAGAAUACCGAGCCAAUUGAGAGCCUCAAGCCAGCCGAGACUUACACCCCGGUUGAGGAGCCUAAGCCGGCGGAGACAUACAAGCCAGUCGAGACGUAUAAACCAGUCGAAACUUAUAAGCCGGUCGAGACCUUCAAACCCGUCGAGACAUACAAGCCAGUAGAGCGCACAGCACGACCAGCACCCAUGCAGCGAAUGGCCUCUUCCGACGCCCUCUCCAAACUCCCGCCACCCCUCCUCCACAGCAUGCGCGAGUCCUUCAGCGUCAUGGACCGCGACGACGACGGCCACGUCAACUCCGCCGACGUCGCAGACAUGCUCUCCCAACUCGGUCUCUCGGCGACCCCCUCCCAACUCUCCACCUACUUCAACGGCGCGCAAUCCAUCAACCUAGCCACCUACCUGACAACGCUGUCCGACCUCCUCGGCAACCUCUCCCACCAAAACGAACUGACCGCUGCGUUCGAGGCCUUCGACGAUAAUGACGAUGGGCAGAUUGAUCUGGCGGAGUUGAAAGAUGCCUUGUUGCAUACUGCGCCUGAGGCUGGAGAGAGGAAGUUGACGGAGCGGGAGAUUGAUAUGGCCAUUGAGGGGUUCAGUGGACGGAGAGCUUUCGCUAAGGGAGGGAAGAGUUUGGGCAACAGGACGGAGGUGUUUAGAUAUCAGGAGUUUAUGGCUAGUCUUACGGGUGGGAAUGGUAAUGGUGGCGAGAAUGGCGAGGGUGCAGCUGCGCCGGCGUAG